AUGUCCUGUCCCGACUGCUUUCGCGGCGCCGUCCACAACCACUCGGAGCCCACGGGCAAGAUCGAGACGGUCCACGGAAUCCAGGCGUAUGUGGCCGGCGGCAGCGACCCCGCGCGGUCCAAGUCGGCCAUCAUCUACCUGCCCGACGCCUUCUCGCUCAAACUGGUCAACAACAAGAUCCUGGCGGACAAGUACGCCGCCUCGACGGGCUGCCGGGUCUACAUCCCGGACGUGGUCUACCAGGGCGGCAUGCCCCCGGUCGUGCUCGAGAAGAUGGACCACCUGAUGGACAGCCGGUUGAGCGUGUUCAAUUUCCUCCCAAAGGUGUUCACCGCGCUCACCCUCAUCCCCUACAUCGUCCCCUUCAUGUACAGCGGCCACCCGAAGAACCCGUACCCGACCAUCCUCAAGUUCGCGCGCGACGUGCGCGCCGAGCUCCCCGAGGGAGGGAAGCUCGGCGUCUGCGGCUUCUGCUGGGGCGCGUGGCCGGCGACGAAGCUGUGCACGGAGACCACCGUCGAGGGUGGCCAGGAGCGCCUCAUCGACGCGCAGUUCAACGGACACCCGUCGUACAUCAGCGGGGAGCCGCAGAUGGUCGUGGACGCGGUCAAGACGUUCAAGGUCCCCUACGCGUCCGCGGUCGCCGAGAAGGACUUCCAGUUCAACGCCGACGUCGCCGCCAAGGUCGAGGCCCAGCUCCGCGAGGCCAUCGGCGGGAGCAAGGGCGACGGCGAGGACGGGUACGACUACGAUUUCCGCAUCUACAAGGGCGCCACCCACGGCUUCUGCGUCAAGGCCCGCGAGGUCGACAUGCAGAACUACCACGACGCCGCAAAGCAGGCCGCGGACUGGUUCAACAAGUUCCUGAACUGA
Fonsecaea nubica is the source of this 873-nucleotide messenger RNA. RefSeq lists its product as hypothetical. The transcript has a single exon. Gene Ontology annotation, molecular function: hydrolase activity. The coding region runs from base 1 to 873 and encodes 290 amino acids. The record is from RefSeq and is a predicted model, not a curated record. NCBI's taxonomy places the organism in Eukaryota, Fungi, Ascomycota, Eurotiomycetes, Chaetothyriales, Herpotrichiellaceae.